Messenger RNA from Dibothriocephalus latus, 453 nucleotides. The record is from the annotation of a GenBank genome assembly. NCBI's taxonomy places the organism in Eukaryota, Metazoa, Platyhelminthes, Cestoda, Diphyllobothriidea, Diphyllobothriidae.
AUGCAAGGGAAGGAUGAACCUCAGCCUGAGAAGAAAGGUAGAUCCGUGUUCGUCUUUGUGACAUCUGUGUCUGUAGCAAGGCCUGAAGGCAUGACCUACGUGACCACCAUCAACGAUGUGCAUCAAUAUCGUGACCUUGAAGGACGUCCAUACUUUACACUGAAAAAACCCGAAGAACCGAAUCACGCGAUGAGGAGUGCGGAUUCACUUAGUCUUGGUGGAACCAAUCAAGGGAGAAUAAUGACAGAUUUGAAACCCCCCCUUUCCUAUUUAGAGGUGCCGACUACAGAGUCAGUCUACUCAAUCGAUGCGCGGAGAACUGGUGCUUUUCGCGUCCCCGAUGUUGUAGAUGAUCUGGCCCUUUCUCCGGAUUGGUUACCACCCUUUUCCGUCACACGUUUUCCAAAAAAUGGGAGACUGGGAAUCUCUGUCAUCGGUACGUUCCUUAAAUGA